Molecule: messenger RNA, 2046 nt
Organism: Danio rerio (zebrafish)
Lineage: Eukaryota; Metazoa; Chordata; Actinopteri; Cypriniformes; Danionidae
Source: RefSeq, a predicted model, not a curated record
CUAAAAGAGUUAAAUACGACAUGUACUGUAUGUGCUGUGAGGAGUGGGCUGAUAGAUCACGUGACUAUACGGGAAGCAGUAAGCAGUCCGUGUUUUUUCAGACACAGUACAAUGGCAGACGGUUGUGUUACAGUGGAUCAGAACCAGUUUAUGUGUCCGGUGUGUCUGGACCUCCUGCAGGACCCAGUGACGAUUCCCUGUGGACACAGUUACUGCAUGAGCUGCAUCACAGACUGCUGGAAUCAGGAGGAGCAGAAGCGAAUCUACAGCUGUCCUUUAUGCAAACAGAGCUUCACUCCGAGACCUGCUUUAGCUAAGAAUGUGGUGCUUGCUGAAAUGCUGGAGAAACUGCAGAAGAGCAGACUCCAGAUGGCUGCUCCUGCUUCUGUUCACACUGGAUCUGGAGAUGUGGAGUGCGACGCCUGCACUGGAAAUAAGCAGAAAGCUGUGAAGUCCUGUCAGGAGUGUAGAAACUCUUAUUGUCCAGAUCACCUCCAACAGCACGAGAGUCUCUUCAGAGGUCGAGGACACAAUCUGAUGGAGGCCACUGGACGACUGCAGGAGAUGAUCUGCCCUCAGCAUAAUAAAGUGAUGGAGAUUUACUGCCGCACCGACCAGCGCUGCAUCUGUGUGCUGUGUUUGGUGGACGAACACAAAAAUCACGACACUGUGACAAUCACAGCGGAAAGGAGAGAGAAAAAGGAACAUUUGGAGGAGAACCAGAGAAACUUACUAAUAAUAAUCCAGAAGAGAGAGGAAGAUCUUCUUAAACUGAGAGACGCUUUUGGGAUUCAUAAGCGCUCAGCACAGUCGGCAGUGGAGGACAGUGAGAGGAUCUUCACUGAACUCAUCCAGGAUAUUGAGAAACGUCGCUCUGAGGUGAAUCAGCUGAUCAGAGAUCAGGAAAGAGCCGCUGUGAGUCGAGCUGAAGAACAACUGGAGCGACUGAAGCUGGAGAUCAAUGAUCUGAAGAGGAGAAACACUGAGCUGAAGCAGCUUUCAGAAACACAGGAUCAUCUUCACUUCCUCCAGAGUUUCCCGUCUGUUUCUCUCUCUGGAUCUUCAGAUUCAGGCUUCACUGUCAGUUCUCAUCUGUGUUUUGAUGAUGUGGUGAAAUCAGUCUCUCAGCUCAGAGACAGACUGCUGCAGUUCUCCUCAAAUAUGAUAGAAGAGAUUUCUAAAACAGUGAAAACAGUUCAGGUCACUCAGACUCCUGAAGAUCAGACCAGUGAGGAGUUUCAACAACAUUCUCAUCCAGUGUUGGAGGGGUCUUCUGACGGCCCAAAGAUCCCAAAUCCAGUAAACCUUCUUGAGCCAAGGGAGUCCAAAUGCUUGUCCCCCUCCACUGUAAGCUCAUUAAGCUUUGGAACCACCUCCUCUGUAAACCCACCUAGCUUUAGAACCACCACCUCUGUAAACCCAGCUAGCUUUGGAACCACCACCUCUGUAAACCCACCUAGCUUUGGAACCACCUCCUCUGUAAACCCACCUAGCUUUAGAACCACCACCUCUGUAAACCUACCUAGCUUUGGAACCACCUCCUCUGUAAACCCACCUAGCUUUGGAACCACCACCUCUGUAAACCCACCUAGCUUUGGAACCACCACCUCUGUAAACCCACCUAGCUUUGGAACCACCACCUCUGUAAACCCACCUAGCUUUGGAACCACCACCUCUGUAAACCCACCUAGCUAUGGAACCACCUCCUCUGUAAACCCACCUAGCUUUGGAACCACCUCCUCUUUAAACCCACCUAGCUUUGGAACCACCUCCUCUGUUAACCCGCUUAGCUUUGGAACCCCCACCUCUGUUAACCAGCUUAGCUUUAGAACCACCUCCUCUGUUAACCCGCUUAGCUUUGGAACCCCCACCUCUGUUAACCCGCUUAGCUUUGGAACCACCUCCUCUGUUAACCCGCUUAGCUUUGGAACCACCUCCUCUGUUAACCCGCUUAGCUUUGGUACCAACACCCCUGUAUUUGGAACCCCCACCCACCAUAAUUUUGGCAGAGGUAAUCCAAAGCCUAAAUAAACAUUAGUAUUAGUU